Tilletiaria anomala UBC 951 is the source of this 1917-nucleotide messenger RNA. Its product is annotated as DUF453-domain-containing protein. Bases 373 to 1806 code for a protein of 477 amino acids. The transcript is spliced from 4 exons. The record is from RefSeq and is a predicted model, not a curated record. Lineage: Eukaryota; Fungi; Basidiomycota; Exobasidiomycetes; Georgefischeriales; Tilletiariaceae.
CAGAAAUCUAUCGUCGGCGCUGUGUAGCUUGCCUGACUGGCAUCCAAACGGACGGAUACCGUGGCCCCUGUUAACCAGUCUGCUUGGUUCUCUGGACGGGUCAAUGGACAGCAGAGACAGACGGCUGCUGGCCUGCAGCUGCCGCCAACUACAUAUUACAUAUCUUUUUCGUUGAGCACCGUACGGCGAGCACUCGGUGCAUCAGGCCACAGGCUCGACGUCUUGGGAUUUGAGCAACAAGACACUGGGAAGUGGAAAGGGAAUUUGCCGUCCAGAUCCAGUUCAGUCGGCACCAUAAUACUACUACUUCAGGUAGAGACUGAUUCCCGACUGGCGGACAGGGACAUCGCUUAACGCCGAGCGAUACCGAACAUGUCUGCAUCAGCUGUAGUGGGUGCGGCUCGUUCUGGCAUAGCAGCAGCAGCCGCUCCGCAGCAGAUCAGCGCUCACUUCUAUCGCGGCGGCACCUCUCGCGGCCUGUUCCUCCGAACGCAAGACUUCGCUGCGUACAAUUCGAGGCAGAGGGAUGCUAUCAUUUGUGCUGCCAGCUCGCCCGACCCAGACGGACGGCAAAUAUCCGGUCUAGGCGGUGGUGUCUCGUCGCUCUCCAAAUGUGCCAUCAUUGGCUCUCCGGGUGAGGGCAUCUCACCGUUCUACCCUGCAUUUCCAGGUCACCGCCACAUCGACGAUGUCGAAAAGAGCAAGGACCCUAGAAAUGGAUGGGAUGUCGUCUACCGCUUCGGGCAGGUCCCGAUUCAGGGCACGGAAAUUGACUGGGGGAGCACAUGUGGCAACCUGGUAGCUGCGGCAGCCAUGUUUGCAAUCGAUUCUGGCUCGAUCACGCAGAAUACCCUUGAAGCGUUCGCCAAAGAGCCAAAGGGCAGUUAUGAUGGCAUGUAUCCGAUGCGCAUAAUCGCUGCCAAUUCAGGCAACAUCGUCACCGCCCACAUCCCUCUGCAUCGCAUACAGUCACGCUCGCUUCCAGAUUAUGGUCCAAAUACUGCGCCAUCCCACAGCAUUCAUCAUUUCUUACAAGCAGCGCGGACAGGCACAGCACGCAUAGCCGGCGUACCCGGCUCCUACGCUCCCAUUAGCAUCGAGACGCCGCUGCCGGACCGCGCCUCCAUCCUCCCGAGCGGGUCCGCACGGAACCAAAUUAACGUCGCAUUCGAUGACGGCAGAUCGACCGCAAUAGAUGUCAGCCUGGUCGACUGUGGCUUGCCCGUCAUCUUCGUCUCCGCCGCAUCGCUCUUGAUACCGCUGGACCUGCUCAUGGCACACCCUGCCGAGCUCGACGCACAUGCUCUCACAAUGAGGCUGCUUGAGGCGGUACGGCGAGAAGGCGCCAAAUUGAGUGAAAAGGUUUGGACAAACUUUAGUCCAUCAGCACCCAAGGUGUGCAUCGUGCAUCCGCGGACGGUGUACAAGAGUAGCGGUGGCGAUCAAGUGGACCAGAGGGAUAUGGACCUUUUGGUUCGGUCCAUUUCCGUCGGCAACGUGCAUCGCACUAUUCCAGCCACGACGCUCUCAGCCGUAGCGGCAGCCAGUGCAUUCGUGGGCUCGGUCGUGGACGAAGCGAUCGCGCUUGGUAGACUGAUCUCAGCAAGCCCAGCACCCGCAUCGCAAGCCAAGUCGCAAGGGAAAAAGGACGUGCAGUCUGUUACUGUGGGCCAGCCGGCUGGGUUGUCCACGGCGAGCGUCACGCUCGGUAUGGCUGGCGAGCCUGUUGGCAUCGUUUACAUGCGCACGGCGAACAGGAUCAUGCAUGGCUGGGUCGAUGUCCCGCCAUCACAGUGCUUAUCAUAAUGGCAUGGAUUUACAUCCAUAGGUGGUGCAUAUCAGAUCAGAUACAUGAAACUGCCUAGAGGCUCAUUGUAUGGAUACGUCUUGCAACAGAGCGUUGAUCGGAUGCUGAGC